Messenger RNA from Penicillium taxi, 921 nucleotides. Its product is annotated as SCO family protein. Gene Ontology annotation, biological process: mitochondrial respiratory chain complex IV assembly; intracellular copper ion homeostasis. Gene Ontology annotation, cellular component: mitochondrial inner membrane. Bases 1 to 921 code for a protein of 306 amino acids. Gene Ontology annotation, molecular function: copper chaperone activity; copper ion binding. Lineage: Eukaryota; Fungi; Ascomycota; Eurotiomycetes; Eurotiales; Aspergillaceae. The transcript is spliced from 3 exons. The record is from RefSeq and is a predicted model, not a curated record.
AUGUCGUCCUCCUUGCAAAUGGCCUCGGGCCUUCUUGCUCGAUCAAGCCGCAAUCCGAUCGCCCUUGAAUCAGCCUCACAACGCGCCUUCGCCAUUCCCCGAACAACUAUCAACUCGCAAUGUCGAGCUUACACCCAAACACAACGACCCCGGUCUCCGCAGAGCGCGUGGUACAUGCUCUCUGGUCGGAAUAACUUCUCAACAACCGCAUUGCGAGCUGCUAGCAAGCCAACCAUGGGCCAAAUCAAGCAACGCAACUUCACCGGCCCAUUCUCGUGGAAAUCUGCUCUGCUUUUCGCCAUCACAGGUGCGGGCAUGAUGCUGUACUUCCGUGUUGAAAAGGCGCGUUUGGAGCGGAAACGUAUCGCGGAGUUGAGUAAGGGUGUUGGCAAGCCGAAGGUUGGCGGUCCGUUCGUUCUGAAGGACCUUGAAGGAAAAGAGUUCACGGCGGAGGAUUUGAAGGGGAAAUACAGCUUUGUUUACUUCGGCUUCACUCACUGCCCCGAUAUCUGCCCCGAUGAGCUGGAUAAGAUGGCCGAGAUCAUCGACAAGGUCAAGGCUGCUACCAAGAGCGACAAGGCCUUCUUACCCGUCUUUAUCACCUGUGACCCCGUCCGUGAUACCCCUGAAGUUCUGCGCGAAUACCUGAAGGAGUUCCACCCGGAUAUCGUGGGCUUGACUGGUACUUAUGCGCAGGUCAAGAAUGUCUGCCGCCAGUACCGCGUUUACUUCAGCACUCCCAAGGACGUUAAGCCGACCGAUGAUUACCUGGUUGAUCACAGUAUCUACUUUUACCUGAUGGAUCCUGAUAACGACUUUGUUGAGUGCAUUGGCCGACAGGAUACCCCGGAGUCUGCGUCUAAGGUUAUUCUGGAGCAUAUCAAUGACUGGAAGCGAGAGGGUAAGCCUCUUGCAGAGUAA